GUACAACUUUCUAUCAGCUCAAAUUUUCAUAAUCCCACUUGAAAAAAAUCAGAAAAAAUCCUCCAAGAUUUCUGUAAUGGAACCGGCUAGAAAUUCUGAAACAAAUAUCUUCUCAGUUGCAGAAGUUCCUCCAUGUCCAAACACCCCACUUCAAGACCCAAAAGAAACCAAACAGAAACUAAGAGUUGAAGAAGAUGAGGAGGCGAUGAAAGAUCAAGAAAAACAGAAGAAACCCAGCAUCCGAAUUGAUCUAGAGGCUUCGGAUAGUGAUUCAAAUCGCGGGUUCAGCUUUGAUAAUCCGGAACUCAAUCUACUCGAAUCCCUCGAAACGGGGUCGUCAGAAGGCACCACCACCACCACGACCACCGCCCUUGUUUCUGAUGCAGCAGAGCCUAGGGUUUUCCCAUGCAACUACUGUCAAAGAAAAUUCUACAGCUCACAGGCGCUCGGAGGGCACCAGAAUGCCCACAAACGAGAGAGAACCCUAGCAAAGAGAGGGCAGAGGAUGUUGGGGUCCCACAUAACGGCCUCAGCUGCAGGUUUUGGGUACCCUUAUUACUCUAGUUUGGCUUCUCUGCCUCUCCAUGGUGGUGCUUUUAGGGCACUGGACAUUCAGGCUCACUCCAUGAUCCACAAGCCUAGUUCCAUGAUGCCUUCGUCUGCGAUUCGGUUCGGAAGUUCUUAUGGACAUCGGAGUUUUAGGUCAAGACCAAUUUUUGAUCAGCAACCAACGGUCGGAAAGCUCGGAGUUGCAGCAGCUAGAGGUGGUGGUGGAGCUGGGAGGUUUGACGUGGCAAAGAGCAACAUGGUUUCACAAGGCAACGAAGAAAUUGGAAAAUGUUGGUUGGGAAACGACAGUCGUUUCAAGAGUAGCAGUGAUCAGGAGGAAAUGAAGCUUGACUUGUCGCUCAAGCUCUAACUAGUUAGUAACUAGACGGCAGAAUUCUUCAUCAUUCCUUUGUAUCAUAUAUGAUCCUCUGUUUUUUUUUUUUUUUUUUUUUUAUUAAUUUUGUUCUGUCAGUAGAUGUGGUUUAGAAUUCUUGUUUCACAUAUGGUUUGUGUAAAUUUGAUUUUUGAGAAUAGCAAGAGCAUUUGAUA
Messenger RNA from Malus domestica (apple), 1098 nucleotides. Its product is annotated as zinc finger protein 3-like. Lineage: Eukaryota; Viridiplantae; Streptophyta; Magnoliopsida; Rosales; Rosaceae. The record is from RefSeq and is marked provisional. Gene Ontology annotation, biological process: negative regulation of abscisic acid-activated signaling pathway.